This is a messenger RNA of Aethina tumida (small hive beetle), 1344 nucleotides long. RefSeq lists its product as uncharacterized. The transcript has 4 exons. Gene Ontology annotation, biological process: mitotic cytokinesis; actomyosin contractile ring assembly; septin ring organization. Bases 64 to 1215 code for a protein of 383 amino acids. Gene Ontology annotation, cellular component: actomyosin contractile ring. The record is from RefSeq and is a predicted model, not a curated record. Lineage: Eukaryota; Metazoa; Arthropoda; Insecta; Coleoptera; Nitidulidae.
UGAAGUCCGGAAAUAAUAAAUAUAAAUAUAUUUAUUGUGAAAUAAAUUAGUUACAGCCACACAAUGAAUCUAAGUUUCAAUAAUAGUUUGGACAAAAUGCAGGAAUUUCGACAGAAUUUUCAACAUAAACUUCAAAUGUGGAAAAAUAAAGAGAAGAUAAACAACUUAGUGUCAAGAACGUUGAAAAAACUCCACAGCAUAUCUACAAUUAGUACCGUGUCAAGUGAAACCGAAAUCUCCAUCCACCAUACUAAUUAUAAACCCGACGAUUCGUUUUAUUCGGAACCCCACAAAACAAUUUUAGAAGAUUCGAUCGAAGAAGAACAGUGUGAAAGCGAUGUGAAAGCUUCAGAAAAUUUAACAUACUCAUUUGAAAAUAGUAUUUAUAUGUGCACAACAUCUAGAAGUGGAAAGUUUGAGGUGUGUGAUAAUCCAGACCCGCAGAAUAAUAUUUAUGAGGAAGUAACUGAUUUAAAAGAUGAUUGGUUUAUACCCAAUUAUAGACAUUCAGUUGACACAAUAUUCAGUGGUCAUGUAACAACACUAUCAGAGGCAAUAUCAAUUCAACACACAGUUAUCUACCAAAUUUCCAAAGCUUUGGAGUACUGUAGGAAAAAAUGUUUUGGUAGCAGGGAACACGUGGAGGCCGAACGAAUUUUACUUCUAGCUAAUUCUAGGAAAACACUUCUGAACAAAAGUAUUAUCAGAAGACCCAGUAGAGAUCAUUUAAACGAAGAAAACACUAUCAGCAUAGAAAUAACACGCCUCAGUUUCACAAUAAAUCCCUACAAAUCUGGAGAUACACGUAAUUUUGUGCUAUAUUUCUUAUGUCUGGUGAUUUGUAAUAAUGAAGUUCUUUCCACUAAUUUUGUUACUUCGGAGAAUAAUGCAGUAGUUUUCGAAACUCAGUUGGGUUUUAAGAACGUCCCUAUUGAGAACAGUAUCGACAUACAGAUUUUCGCCAUGCAAGUGAACAGCAAUAAAAUAAUACCAAAACUUCAAAGGGCUUACAAACGAAUAGUAAUGAGAUUUAGGAAAAAUGAUAGUGAUAAUGAAGUUAACAAGGCUACGUUUAUUUUAAGGGGCAAUUCAAUCAUUCCCAUAUCUAAUUUGUUAAAAUUGAAAAAGUUUCGUUUGAAGAAUAAAGAUGAAUCAACAUUUCAUCCGACUUUUACCUUGGCUGUGGAUACCCAUCGUAAUCAAACUGAACUUUGACUGUGCUAAUUGUAUCAUUUUUAUUAUAUUUAUUUAUUACAAUGUAAAAUAUGUCUACUUAAAUUUAAGUGCAUUUGAUUAUAUUUCAUCAUAAAAUGCGUUAAUUAAUAAACUAUUUAGGAAAAUUUA